GGAAGUGGGAUCUGUGUGUUCUCAUGCGAACGGGAAGGAGCGUUGGGGAUCUGGAGUCUCGAGGUUGAGACAUUUUCGGGCCCGAAAAAGGAAGGAUCAGCUGCCGUCGCUGCCAAGCCCGCGCCCGCUCUUCUUUGCUGUCUCCGGCCCGGCCCGGCCGUGCCGCCUUUUCUUGCCGUCUCCCUCCUCGGCCGUCCCCGCGUGUUUUGCGCGGUCGCCGGGCACCGGGGCUGCGGCGAGGAGCCCGCGGGCGGCCGGUCGGGCGGGGCGGGCGGCUGACAGCGUCCUGAGGUUAGCAUUAUACUUUUCCAGUGGAGCCCAUGACUUCUGAUCAGGACGCUAAAGUUGUGGCUGAACCGCAGGCACAGCGAGUCCAGGAGGGCAAGGACAGCUCUCAUCUGAUGAAUGGUCCUAUAUCACAAACCACUUCUCAAACAAGUUCCCUCCCAGCUUUGACUCAGGUCCCAACAACUAAGGUUUCAGAGCUAAACCCUAAUGCAAAAGUAUGGGGGACUCAUAUGUUACAUUUGGAAGCAAGUAGUGCUGCUGUUGGUGUGAAUGCCACGUGGGAAGAGGCUCCUGGUCAUCCUACAGACUGCGACCAGCAGGGAUUGGAUGCCAAUGGUGAUGGCGACAAAAGUCGUGACAAUGCAGUGCUCCCGGAUGCACAGGAGGUGGAGCAGACAGACAUGAGCACUCUGGCUCUGGACCAUUCAGAAUAUGAACCUCUGCCUGAGAACGAUACGGGAGGAAAUGAGUCUCAACCCGAAAGCCAGGAAGACCCUCGGGAAGUACUUAAGAAAACAUUGGAAUUCUGCUUAUCUAGGGAGAAUCUUGCUAGCGACAUGUACCUUAUAUCCCAGAUGGACAGUGAUCAGUAUGUGCCAAUUACAACGGUAGCUAACCUUGACCAUAUCAAGAAACUCAGUACUGAUGUGGAUUUGAUUGUUGAAGUGCUAAGAUCUUUACCUUUAGUCCAAGUGGAUGAGAAGGGAGAGAAAGUAAGGCCAAAUCAAAACCGGUGCAUUGUAAUAUUGCGUGAAAUAUCGGAAUCCACCCCUGUGGAAGAAGUAGAAGCACUAUUUAAAGGAGAUAAUUUACCAAAAUUUAUAAACUGUGAAUUUGCCUAUAAUGAUAAUUGGUUUAUUACCUUUGAAACAGAAGCUGAUGCACAGCAGGCUUACAAAUACCUUCGAGAAGAAGUCAGAACUUUCCAAGGAAAGCCAAUUAAGGCACGGAUAAAAGCAAAGGCAAUAGCGAUAAACACAUUUUUGCCAAAGAAUGGAUUUCGACCUCUGGACAUGAACCUGUACACACAACAGCGUUAUGCUACAUCAUUUUAUUUACCUCCAGUGUAUAGCCCCCAGCAGCAGUUCCCUCUGUACAGCCUGAUCACCCCCCAGACAUGGUCAACAACACAUAGUUAUCUCGAUCCACCCUUGGUAACUCCUUUUCCAAGUACUGGAUUUAUAAAUGGGUUUACAUCUCCGACCUUCAAACCUGCAACGUCUCCUCUGACAUCGCUCAGACAAUAUCCUCCUAGAAGCAGGAAUCCUAGUAAGUCUCAUCUGCGCCAUGCGAUUCCUAGUGCAGAGAGAGGGCCUGGGCUGCUAGAAAGUCCUUCAAUAUUUAACUUCACUGCAGAUCGAUUAAUUAAUGGUGUCCGGAGCCCACAGACGAGGCAAGCAGGGCAAACUAGAACACGAAUACAAAACCCUUCAGCUUAUGCCAAGAGAGAGAUUGGAACUGGGCGUGUGGAGCCAAGUAGUCUUGAAUCCUCUCCGGGUUUAGGGAGAGGAAGGAAAAAUUCCUUUGGCUACCGGAAGAAAAGAGAAGAGAAGUUUACAAGCAGCCAGACGCAGUCUCCAACACCACCAAAGCCUCCAUCACCAAGCUUCGAACUGGGGCUGUCCAACUUCCCCCCAUUACCUGGAGCUGCAGGCAAUUUGAAGACAGAGGACUUGUUUGAAAACAGGCUUUCCAGCUUGAUCAUAGGAUCUUCGAAAGAAAGAAACCUCAGCACAGAUGCAAGCACAAACACUGUUCCUGUAGCGGGACCCAGAGAGCCCUCCAUGCCAGCGCCCUGUGCUGUGUCGGCUGCAUUUGAACGCUCCCCUUCCCCGGCCCAUUUACCCGAGGAUCCCAAGGUGGCAGAAAAGCCGAGGGAAACUCCCAGUGUGGACAGACUCCCUUCUACCCCUACUACAACUGCAUGUAAAUCCGUGCAGGUGAAUGGAGCAGCAACAGAAUUGCGAAAGCCCAGUUAUGCAGAGAUCUGUCAGAGAACGAGUAGAGAGCCUGCUUCCUCCUCCCCAUUGCAACCCCCAAAAGAACAAAAGCCAAACACUGUCGCCUGUGGGAAGGAGGAGAAGAAGCUUGCUGAGCCUGUGGAGAGAUACAGAGAGCCCCCUGCCCUCAAGUCCACUCCUGGAAUCCCCAAAGAUCAGAGGAGGCAGCCUGGGCGCCGACCCUCUCCUCCAGCUGCCGGCAAGCGCCUGAACAGGGAACAGAACACUCCUCCUAAGUCUCCUCAGUGAAAGCCGGAUGCCUGGGAGGGGUCUGGAAGAGCUGUAUUCACCGAACGAAGCUCUCCCACUCAGUACGGAAUGAGCCGCUGGUUAGGAGCUUGCAGUGUCUGUGGGGCCCGUGGGAUACCUGCAAGUUACUUCCUUCUGUGAGUCGGAUUUUCCCCCUCUUGGAAAAAAAAAUCUAUUUUUCAGGAUUUAAUUAUAUAAUAUAAACCUUAUUUUAGGUUGGUGCUUAACUGGAGGUGAUACAGAAGUCUGAUGUUUUUCAGGAUAGAAAAUGUAUUUAUCCUAACAAAUGGAUAUUUUUUAUUAAGCCUCCACGUGGCUCUGAAUGCAAAGCUAUAAUGAGUUUUUCUAAAUUAAGGGAACUCUGCUACUUUGUUUUGUUUUGUUUUGUUUUGUUUUUUACUGCUGGUCUGCAAGUACACAUUGGUAGGGUGUCCCAGCAGACGGAUGGGGGCUGAUGGCACUGGCAGGCAGCCUGGGCCUCCCAGAGCAAGGGACUGGCAAUGUCAGGGCACUGACAAACUGGCAUAGGAGCUGUGUUUUCAUCUAAACCCUUAGCUAACAGGUAACUCUAGCUUUAAAACAAGAUACAGAUGUAUAUACAGUUCUUUUUUGAUCUAGUGGGCAGAAUGAACCUGCAAAGAGCACCCUAGAAAGACCUGAAACCUUUGAGUUGAUGUCCUGCGAGCAAGUAACCAGCCUCUCACUCCAGUUCCAAGUGGCUACUAUGUAAAAUAAAUUCAAAGCACAUUGUGAAUAGAACCUAGAUGAAAUUAGAAACUGCUGCCCACUGACGUCAGACCAUGAAGUUGUACCAUGAUGUGUGUCCCUGUGAGUUAGUGGGCUGCCUGGCUCCCAUCCUCCAGUGCCUGCUCUAUCUGUGUCCCUCCUACACUCUCUCUGGAGAGUCAUGUCGUAGCCAGCUCUGUGUGGAUGUCUUCCUGUACCUCUGCAUCGGCACAUGGAUUUAGAAGUACCUAGCCAUGAGAGAGUGCUGUCUGUGGUCCCCCUCUGGCUGGCAAGGACAGAGUCCUUGCUCUUUUACCUCCAGGACAAGGGUCUUGUUGAUUGUUUCCAGAAGCGCUGCACUUCUGAAGAGCAAGAGUGCAGUCAAGUUAGCAAGUUCAUAAUAAAGUUACAGAUAAAUUAUUUUGUUUUAAAAUGCCUAAAAUUUUUCUUUAAGUAUUCUAAGCAGCAGACAUUAAAAUAUUUCCUGCUAUAUGUAACCAUACAGCUUAUUCCACAAAAUGCUAUUUAACAAGACUGAAGGUUGUUUUGGUUUCUUUUUUCUUUUUUUUUCUUUUUUUUCUAAGGAAAAAAAAUGAUUUCCAUCCAAUAUUUAAAGACUUGAAUUUUAUUUAAACUUGAAAAUGACUUUGCCUUAACUUUUGUAUAAGACAGCUUAGAGCUCACGGAGACCUGCCCCUGGGUUGGCGGGAGUGGAUCGGUUACUCAGUUGCCAUGCGGAUCUCCUGGUGUUGGUUUUGCUGAGAACGCAUACUGUUGUACAAGAACUCCAGUGGUUUUUGUAACAUCCCUACAGAUCUUCAACAGUUGAUCUUUUUUCAGAUUGUUGAAAAAUCCUGUAAAUGCAAAUAGUCGCUACUGUGUUAAAUCUGUGCACUUGGGAGUGUGCUCUGCCUGUACAGUGUAAAUAAUCAGAACAUAUGAGAAAGGUACCCUACAGAGAAGAAUCUGAUAAAAAUUAUUGAUAUAUUAUAAAUGUUGCUGUUGAGCUGGAUGUAGAUAAACUAAAUGUUGUGGUUUGAGUAUUAUUUUAAUUUGUUAAGGUUUUUCUUUUUCCCCUUAUACUGGUGUGUUGAACUGAUUUUGCCUCUUUGCUGCAAAAGGGAAAUGGAAAGUCUUAUAAAAGCCUUUGGAUGUUUUCAUACUCUUAAAUUAAAAGUAUGUAAGUACAUACUAAUCAUAUGUGAUGUGUGAGGGUUUGGAAGGAAAGUAUAGAGCGCAGAGACUGGCAGGAUCUUCCAAUGAAAGUAAAAAACAAAAAACAAAAAAAACAAAAAAAGAAAGAAAGACCAGAAUGUGCUAAUUACAAUUAUACUGUUAAGUGAUUUCUUUCCUGCCAGAGGCAAAGAUGGCCUGAUGCACGUGACCAUUUCCUUCAGAGCAGCUGUCACUCAGUUACAUAGGAGUAACGCAGUGCUGAUGUUUCAGACGCCUGUGAAAGGAACAUAGGACGAAUUUCCUUAUAGAUGUCAGAUCACUGACCAAAAAAAAAAAAAAAGAAGAAGAAGAAGAAGAAAAAGAAGAAGACGAAAACAACUGGCCUCUUGAACCCACACUAGCAGAUACUGUCUAUCUGGAAAGAUGAGCCUGAGGCCUCGGGUCCUUCCCAUCACAUCUUUGCUGGAAGAGGGGCCAGAUUAUGGUCAGCAUCCUUUAUCCCCAAGGGUGCUCUCCCAGAGGAUCUUUGCUUUUUAAUGAGAAGUCCUUUCCCCAAGGCUGAGCAUUGCAGCACGAAGCCUGUGUGGCAGGCAGAGCCAGCUGUGGGUGCUUGCUGUCUGCUGGCUGGGAGGGUAAAGCUAGCUCACUGGCCGCACGCAGGGGCAGGUGUGCAGAUGCACGAGGUCGGGACACUGUAAGUACUGCUUAGCCAGUGACAGCCUGGCAUCAGGAACUAAAGCCUUGCUCACAUGUGAUUUUUAUAGCACUCAUUUUCAGGAAGCAAAGGUGAUAUGCCAAAUAGCUGUAAAAUGUCAAAACAGAGACUUCCUGAACACUUUGAGGUUUUCCACUCAGAAAAAAAUGGAAGUUAUCAAACUAGGAAACUGUUGAGGGUGCAUGCAGACUCUUGCUACGUCACAUACAGCAAGUGUGAUAUGUGGUUUUCAUAAUCUACUUUUUAAGUUUACUCAUUCCUUUCAGUAUCUCAAGGUAUAGAAUCAGAGAUACCACAGUCACAAAUGACAUUUUUAACUUGUAAAAUUGUGUGAUGAUGCUUAAUUAUCAUAUGGAAAUAUGGACUAGGAAUCUGGCCCCACUUCACCAGACAUGAAUUUCAAGUGAUUCCUCUCUUGUAGUCAGUGUCAUGAUGUCUCUGUGAAUCCCUCCUGUCAUUGCAUCACUGGUUGCCACUAGUGGGUGGCAAAAAAAAAAAAAAAAAAA
Molecule: messenger RNA, 5660 nt
Organism: Arvicanthis niloticus (Nile rat)
Lineage: Eukaryota; Metazoa; Chordata; Mammalia; Rodentia; Muridae
Gene: Larp4b
Product: La ribonucleoprotein 4B
Biological process (GO): positive regulation of translation
Cellular component (GO): cytosol; cytoplasmic stress granule
Molecular function (GO): mRNA 3'-UTR binding
Source: RefSeq, a predicted model, not a curated record